AUUGUCCAAUUGAAAUUUUAUGAUAUUCUAUCUAAUAUCAAGCACAUGAGGGCAGUUUGUACACACAAAGAAGACCGAUCGAAAGAGAAAAACUGUAUUUUGUAAAUUUUUUCCUUAAUAUUGACUAUUGAGUGAAUAUGUUUUUCUGAUCCGUUGUGUUUUCAAUGUGUGACGUCUCCCUCACGCCUACCGCAUGAUACGAAUCAAAACACAAGAAACACUGAAGUAUGUAAAUUUUUCAUGUUUACAAAUUAAAUGCAUUAUUAAUCUCCAUGCGACGCCUUGCAACUAAACAUAUAAUUGGAGCGAAAUAAGUUCGCGAAGUCUACAUUUCUCCCACGCAGUUUGGUUUUUCUUGCUUUAUUCCGAAAAACGUUCACGUGAAUGUAUGGCCGAAGACUUCGCGAAACUGGAGGAAAAUCUUCCCGUUUAUGGCUGGCGCGUUAAGUUGGAUCACACAUUUCCGACGAGACCUCGAGCGAGCAAAUUACCGCGAUGGAAACAGUUGCCCAAAUUAGUGGGUCUAGGAUAUCGGUUGAUGAAAAAUGCUGCCAAAGAGAAAAAGGAAGGAAGAGUGCCAAUCAUCGAUCCCUAUAAAAUGAAUCCAUGUCGACAGAUAUAUGGCGUUCCGCUUGGUGGUAUUGGCUGUGGUUCUAUCGGCCGUGGUUGGAAAGGUGACUUUAACCGUUGGCAGUUGACCCCCGGAAUGUAUUCUUACGAUAUUGUCCCUGCUGACCAGUUCACUGUCUGUAUACGAAGAAAAGGAAGGACUGUUCAUCAGCAAGUAUUGUGUCCUCAAACAUCGUCGAAUCAUUUGUUGUAUGGUCAAAGUUUGAAGUCGUGGAACUGGGGUUUUAAUGGCGAAAAUGCGAUUUACCACGCACUCUAUCCACGCUCGUGGACUGUGUACGAAAUACCAUCGCAAAGGAUUCGUUUGAUUUGCAGGCAAAUAUCCCCUAUAUUCCCUAAUGAGUAUAAGGAUACAAGUUUACCAGUCGCUGUGUUUGUCUGGACCGUACAGAAUUACGGUAGAGAAGAUGCUGACGUCACCAUCAUGUUUACGUUUCAAAAUGGUGAAGGCAUAGCGGAUGAUCCUAGCUAUGGUCAUUACAACGAACCUUUCACAUGUAAAGGCAUUCAUUCAGACGUCAAUGAAGAUUCUAGGACAAACCGAGCUCAUGACGCAGGAGAUAAAAGUUCGCCAGUAGUGUAUGACGUCACUGGCGUUUUGCUAAAUCGUAAUAUUUAUCCGCGAUGCACUUACGUCAUUGCUGCAAAAGGAAAACGUCAGGAGAAAACAAACUUAAUUCGCGUCACAUGGAAAACAUUUUUUGAUGCAAAAGGUCCCGGACGAAGAGUCUGGCAGGAUUUACACGAAGAUGGGCUACUUUCAUCAGGUUCAGACGUCAGCAAGCGCAGCAAACCCGGUGAAUGUCCCGCUGCUGCAGUCGCAGCGACGACGAACGUACCCUCUGGAACGGGGCAAAAAUUGGAAUUCUCGCUCGCAUGGGAUAUGCCCGUGGUUUACUUUGGAUCGAAAAAGAUAAAACACUAUAGAUGGUACACGAAAUAUUUUGGUUACCUUGGUAACGCUGGCCCGUCUUUGGUGAGUCAUGCCUUCAGAAGCUACCAUGAAUGGGAAGAGAAAAUAGAUGAUUGGCAGCAGCCUAUAUUACGUGAUACGAAUCUUCCAGCAUGGUACAAGUCAGCUUUAUUCAACGAGUUGUAUUUCGUUGCUGACGGUGGCACGAUAUGGUUAGAUGUUGUCAAAGAAGAAAAAGAAAACCCAGAUGUAAAGAAUUUACCAGAAUUCGUUUUGCAGUAUGGUAGAUUUGCUUAUCUCGAAGGUCACGAAUACAGAAUGUAUAACACCUACGACGUCCAUUUUUAUGCUUCCUUUGCUCUCCUCAUGCUCUGGCCAAUGCUGCAUCUCAGUCUUCAAUAUGAUAUAGCGGCCAUUGUGAACAGAAGUGAAAUGAAAAAGAGGCUGACGAUGAUGAAUGGCAGAUCUUGUCCAAGAAAGGUCCAGGGAUGUGUUCCUCAUGAUGUUGGAGAUCCUGAUGAUGAGCCGUGGACAAAUAUUAACGCGUAUGCGAUACACGACACUUCUGAGUGGAAAGAUCUAAAUUUGAAAUUCGUUCUUCAACUGUAUCGUGAUUACGUAUAUACUGAUGAUAUUCAAUAUUUGGACGACCUUUGGCCAGUCGCAAAGACUGUCAUGGCAAAAGCAGUUAGUCAAGACUCCGACGGCGAUGGCUUGAUAGAUAACUCUGGAUUCGCUGAUCAAACAUAUGACGCUUGGGUUGUGUCGGGACCAAGUGCCUAUUGUGGCGGGUUAUGGUUAGCUGCUCUUCGUGCAAUGUCGGAAAUCGCUCGAGUUCUCGGUUAUCGUGAAGACAUAAAAAAAUACAACAAUCUUUUGCAACGAGGAAAAAGAGCUUACGAACGCAAACUGUGGAAUGGUCGUUACUACAACUACGAUUGCAGUAGAAGACGUUAUCAUAACAGCAUUAUGGCAGACCAAAUGGCGGGUCAAUGGUAUCUCAAGGCAUGUGACAUAGGACAGCAUCUUAACGACAGGGUGUUCCCCAAAACGCACGUGAUUAGUGCUCUUACGACCAUUUUCGAAUACAACGUCCUGCGGUUUCAUCAUGGCAGAAUGGGCGCAGUAAAUGGUAUGAGACCUGAUGGCAAGAUAGACACAAGCAGCGUGCAAGCUGAAGAGGUUUGGACAGGAAUAACGUACGCAGUUGCUGCAGCGAUGAUUCAGGAGGGUCUGGUCGAAGAAGGCUUCCGAACAGCUAGCGGUGUUUACCGAAGUUGUUAUGAGCGUUUUGGAAUGGCAUUCCAAACUCCUGAGGCAUACACAAGUAAUGGUUGCUAUAGAUCGUUGGGCUACAUGAGACCGUUAAGCAUUUGGGCAAUACAGUGGGCGUGGGAGCGAAGGUCGAAGAAGUUGCAAGAUAAAAAACAUGCAAAUGCAGCUUUCAAAUUGCCGAUGAACGAGUGUUGCCUCAUGAAUGGGUGUUGGGAGCAGGAAGAGCACAAUAACGUUUAUAUUUGGGAAGAUCAAUCUUUUUCUAACAGUCCAAGUGUCACCCCUUCCAGGCCAUUGUCUGUUGCUGAUAUGACGUCACCUCUUGACUGUGAUUUUUCUGGCUUGGACGUCUUUGACCAGGUUCCAACAACACCAGGAUUGCCUGUUCGUGCAAAAUCUGAUGGAAAUUUGGAUUUUAGUUGUAUUUACACUUCUGGAAAUUAAUAUGCAGAUUUUGAAAAUGUCCAGGUCCUGUUCAUCGAAAGCUGGACAGUCUCCUCCAUUCUCAGCUUUUAAUGUAUAUUGGGUCACGAUGAUUUGAAAUUUUGAGUGUACAUUAAUAUCAAAAAAUCUAUAAAAUAA
This is a messenger RNA of Xenia sp. Carnegie-2017, 3400 nucleotides long. RefSeq names its product non-lysosomal glucosylceramidase-like. Gene Ontology annotation, biological process: carbohydrate metabolic process; glucosylceramide catabolic process. The transcript is spliced from 21 exons. NCBI's taxonomy places the organism in Eukaryota, Metazoa, Cnidaria, Anthozoa, Malacalcyonacea, Xeniidae. The record is from RefSeq and is a predicted model, not a curated record. Gene Ontology annotation, cellular component: membrane. Gene Ontology annotation, molecular function: beta-glucosidase activity; glucosylceramidase activity. The coding region runs from base 389 to 3262 and encodes 957 amino acids.